CAUCACGCAGUACGCGUACUUGCAAGACCGGCGUAAGAGAAAGCUUAGCUACACGACGACGGCCUGCACUUAUGCGAUAGCACGAUAGUUUGGACCAUGAAACUAGAUGAAGCGACCUCAUAUCUAGCCCGGCACAUCUGUAGUAUGUUUUACCGACACAUAGUGAGCGCUAAGGCACGUCAUUCCGCUUGCUGUAGUACGAAGAGCAGAUGCCGACUUUCAUGUUUCCAAGUUCAUCCUUCCAAGUCAAUCAGCAUGUCAGCAGGCUUCUUCCCGAAAAGCGAGUCACUCGAAGUCAACGAACUGUGGAAAGGCCUCAUCACAGCUUCUCAUAUAUUGCACUAUCACCGUGUCCUUGAUGCUUACGGUCACAUCUCAGUCCGCAAUCCAGAUAAUGCAAACACAUUUUACAUGACCCGCAAAGUUGCUCCAGCACUCGCAAGUCGAGGCGAAGACAUUGUAGAAUACAAGGUAGAAGAUGCAACACCUGUACAAUCCAAUGCGCCAGACGGUUUCAUCGAGCGAUACAUCCACAGCGAAAUAUACAAGCGCUUCCCGUCGAUGAACUGUGUUAUCCACAGUCACUGUCGCGAAAUCUUGCCGUACUGCAUCAACGACAUCCCCUUACAGGCAGUCAUUCAUCAAGCCGGAUUUAUAGGCAGCCGAGCCCCAGUAUGGGAUAUCUCAAGCACAUACUCGACGUUCUCAUCCUCCGAUCCGUAUGACCUACUUGUCCGAAACACCUCUAUAGGCAGUUCUCUCGCCGCUGAGUUCAAGCCUUCCACGUCUGCUGGAUUUAUCUUCUCACAGAUGAAAUCCGCGCUGCCGAACAUCGCCGGGAAGUCGUCGAACAACACUAGCGUUCCAUCCUAUGCAGUCGUUCUCAUGCGUGGCCAUGGUUUCACAACAUGUGCUGAAGGCAUUGAAGCUGCUGUGUAUCAAGCGAUCUAUACUAAGGAGAACGCCAUCGUGCAGACUACGGCACUGAAUAUGAAGAACGCAGUCAGCGGAAGCACUAUUGAAGGCAAAGUGGAUGUUGAGGGCAGCGGAAAGAUCAAGGAUGGAAAGUUGAAGUCUGACAAGGGAUUACGUGGACUGAGUGAUAAAGAAAUUGCAGAUACAGUUAAGAUGAAUCAGGAGUCAAUGAUGAGGCCAUGGGAGUUGUGGUGUCGAGAGGUCGAGGUGCAGCCUCUGUAUAUCAACGAAUGUUAGACAGAUUGAACACGCAGGUCUGGGCUAUACAAUCUGGGAUCUCUCGCGACAAGAUGGUUAACACGAUAUCUGCACGGACAAAGUAGUUUUCCAUCUGAUCUAUAACCUAGGUUCAUUCUCGAUUAAGUGUUCAUAUUAUAUUAAUACUUUAUUAAACAUGAAAGCUUUAGCGCGCCGU
Molecule: messenger RNA, 1390 nt
Organism: Pseudovirgaria hyperparasitica
Lineage: Eukaryota; Fungi; Ascomycota; Dothideomycetes; Acrospermales; Acrospermaceae
Exons: 4
Coding region: 97-1212 (371 amino acids)
Biological process (GO): pentose catabolic process
Cellular component (GO): cytosol
Molecular function (GO): aldehyde-lyase activity
Source: RefSeq, a predicted model, not a curated record